AUGUUUACUAAUUGGGUCAUUAAGGUAGCACAACUGUUAGUUUCGUGUAUUUUAAUUUCUGCUGAAGAAUAUCAUACUACUAAGCGAACAAAGAUAAGUAAUACUGAUACACCUAUAGAAGAAGAACCUCCAGAAGGAUAUUAUGCGUUCGUUGAAUCACCAAAUGCUGAACCACCUAAAGUUAAACCCCCACCUUAUGUUGAAAGCGAUAAAGAAUGUCAUGAUACUGGUAAAGGAAAGGGAUUUGCAUCUGUAUAUAAUAUUUGUGGUGAUUUGAAUAAAGGAUUUAUACCUAAAAAUCCUAUGAAGCAAUAUAUCAAUGGAUCUUCCUAUCCAUUCACUUUGAUAAAAAAUCAUACUCUCAGGUUUUUGAGCAAAGCUUUGCCAAUUUUAAAAGCAGACGAAUCUUUACCUAAAGUUGCUAAAAUUCAACCUGGACAAAACUCAGUUGAUUCUGAUCAGAAACGAAGUAGGAAUAAAAGAUCUUCCGAUACAAACGAUAGUGCAAAUCGUAAUGCUCGCAAAUUUUGUGAGAAUGGUAGUGGAGUAGUGUGUAUGUUGUACAAGGCCAUUCAAGGUGAACCAUUGGUAACAUCAGCAGCAGAACGUAGAGAUGAGCCUUCGACGCAAGAAUAUCAUCAACGAAAUCCUGUUCAAGAAAAGCCAGAAUAUACUGGUCCACCAACCCCAUGUCCAGCCAAAGUAGAAUAUGCUACUCCAGUAUUUGCAAAAAAUUAUCAAGGAGUUUGGCGUUAUGUUGUACAAAUUCCUUAUGAGGGUUACUUUACACAAACGAUUGAAGUUACUCGAUGCAUGCAAUCAAGAUGUCACUAUUUAGAUGGCGGUUGUUUAUCUUCACCAAGAUGGACGAGUUUACUGGUAGCUGAAAUUUAUUAUCCCGAAACUUUUCUGGAAGGAAGCCAAACAGAUAGAUUUCCAGGUCCCAGAGAUCCUGUAAUUGGUGUACCACCACCUGUACAUGAUUUCCAAAAUUAUCAACAGUACUUGCAAAAGCGUGCAGGUGAAAAUGAAGCACGUAAUAGUGGUGGUUCUCAACAUCAUUGUGAUGGCGUAGAUGAAAUGGGUUGUUUCCAGGUACGAUUGUAUUAUGAUUGGUUUUUAAUACCAGGCAGCUGUAAAUGUUGGCGACCUGAUUACUUCAAUCGAUAUGUUCGUCGUAGUGGAUCUAGUACCGAAUUAUGAUCAUACUUAUUUUCAUUUAUAUAUAAUAAUUAGAUAUUAAACUUGCGUUUGUAAAACUAUUAGUUCAUUGUUUGUAAUUAAAAGAGAACAUUACUGGUCAGAUGAAUGAACGAUAAUAGAUAGAUACGUUCGAGCAAAGUUUAAGUUAAAAUAAGUUAAUUAUAAUUUAGAUUAAUUAAUUAUUCUAAGAAUGUCUGCACAUGAAAAAGGUCUCUCUGCGGAGAACAUUUUCACUCGCAUAAGAUUUGUUUUAAAAAUCAACAAUAACAAUUAAUCAUUAAAUUAUUCUUAACGUCAUUGGAUUUACAACACUGAGAACAUUCAAAAGUAGUUUUCUCAAUGAAGAGAUUUUGCCCUUUUGAUGCGCGACUGAUUAAAUUUUAUAAAUAAUUAAAUAAUUA
Messenger RNA from Polistes dominula (European paper wasp), 1604 nucleotides. It is a transcript of the gene spz6, whose product is annotated as Spaetzle domain-containing protein 6. Gene Ontology annotation, biological process: central nervous system formation; innate immune response. Gene Ontology annotation, cellular component: extracellular region. The record is from RefSeq and is a predicted model, not a curated record. Gene Ontology annotation, molecular function: Toll binding; growth factor activity. Lineage: Eukaryota; Metazoa; Arthropoda; Insecta; Hymenoptera; Vespidae.